AUGAAGUUGUUGAUUGUCCUGGCUCUUUUGGUGGCUGCCGCAUCGGCGAUGCCACAAUUCGGCGGAUUCGGUGGACCAGGUGGAUUUGGUGGAUUUGGUGGUGGUCCUGGCUUUGGCGGCGGCGGUUUUGGUGGUGGCCCUGGAGGAUUCGGUGGACCUGGUGGGUUCGGCGGUGGCCCUGGAUUCGGCGGCGGUGGUUUUGGUGGUCCUGGUGGAUUCGGUGGACGACCAGGAUUUGGUGGCGGAUUCGGCGGACCAGGUGGAUUCUACGGCUAA
Molecule: messenger RNA, 276 nt
Organism: Drosophila nasuta
Lineage: Eukaryota; Metazoa; Arthropoda; Insecta; Diptera; Drosophilidae
Exons: 1
Coding region: 1-276 (91 amino acids)
Source: RefSeq, a predicted model, not a curated record